UACAAAAUUUCUCAUUUAAUCAUUUCUACGAAGAAAAAGGGAAACCAGAGAAGGUUCUCUGCGAUGGCGUUCUCUGCAAUUACUACGCACUGCCCCUCUCUUCUUCGUCUGCCGACGAACCUCCCUGUAACCUCUUCACCUCCUAAUUCAAUUUCGUUUCGAUUUUCAAAGAAUAAUCUCAGCCGUAGAAAACCCCUUUUAAUUCGAUCAACUUCAACUUCGGCUGCACCGAAAACUGAGGGGCUUGCACCUGCAAUUUCACUUACGGAUAAUGCAUUGAAGCACUUCAAUAAGAUGAGAUCUGAACGUGGUGAAGACUUAUGCUUGAGAAUUGGUGUCAAACAGGGUGGGUGCUCUGGCAUGUCUUAUACAAUGGACUUUGAGAGUAGGGCCAACGCAAGGCCAGAUGAUUCCGUCAUUGAAUAUAAUGGUUUUGUUAUGGUUUGUGAUCCGAAGAGCCUCCUCUUCUUGUAUGGCAUGCAAUUGGACUACAGUGACGCUCUUAUCGGUGGAGGCUUUUCUUUCAAGAACCCGAAUGCCACACAAACAUGUGGUUGCGGUAAAUCUUUUGCCGCGGAGAUGUAGGAUUGUGUAUAUGGAACAUGUAAAUACAAUGAAUAUGAUACAAUUAAGAAAACUUUGCAUUAUGUUAGUCAUCCAUUUCAUGUUUCAGAUGUGUUCUUAAAGGACCAGUAUUAACAUAUAUUGCAUUGCUGCAUAUCUGCCACCAGAAUUUCUAAUUUUACUUCGUCCCAAUAACCCUGUUCCA
Prunus avium (sweet cherry) is the source of this 769-nucleotide messenger RNA. The record is from RefSeq and is a predicted model, not a curated record. NCBI's taxonomy places the organism in Eukaryota, Viridiplantae, Streptophyta, Magnoliopsida, Rosales, Rosaceae.